GUUGAAUUCAUAUGUGCAGAUUUGUUUUAGAAGUCCUUUACAGUAAAUGUGAUACGUUUUUGUUGGUUUUAGACGCAUUUUGGAGCGUUUUUGAAGGGUUAUAAACCGACUAGCUCUUUAAAAAUGGCUGAUCCCUGGAAUCGAGGACAUGGCGCUGUGGAAGAUAUGCUGGAUGCUGAAAACAAGCUUUUGGCAGAGAAUCUAGCAAGUAAAGUCUCUAGACUGAAGUCUUUGGCAUAUGACAUUGACAAAGAAGCCGAGGAUCAGAAUACCUACCUGGAUGGCAUGGACUCCAAUUUUCUCAGUGCAACUGGCCUGUUGACAGGAAGUGUGAAGAGGUUUUCUACGAUGGUACGGUCUGGCCGAGACAACAGAAAGAUCCUGUGUUACAUUUCUGUCGGCCUUGUGAUGGUCUUCUUCCUGUUGUACUAUUUAGUGUUACGGAUGCAGAACUAAUGGGGCAUUUGCUCUAGUUUUAGACCAGUUUCUGAUUUCUCAGUUCUAUGAGAAUCAUUUUUUCCCAUGAGUUGAUGCUGUGUUUGUCCCUAUAAUAAGGAGAUUACACUGAAGUGGACAGCGGGUACUUUCUCAAUAAUAUUGAAAGGAAUGACUGCAAUUGGAGGGUGAUUUAUAAUUUUGCUUAAACAGAGGUAAAUAUUAUGUUUACACUCUCAAGAGUGAUUAUUCAAUGUAUAUAUUUUUGUCAUUAAAUAAAAUAUGACGAGGACCAAUGUCUUAUUUCAAGUUUAUUAAAAACAUAUUUUUUCAAUCCCCUUGAUUUAUAUUUGUAUCAAUGUGAAGUAUGUAACAAAAUGUAACAAUUGUUUUUUGUUAAUUAUGUACAUUAAAGUGAUUUUGA
Molecule: messenger RNA, 859 nt
Organism: Myxocyprinus asiaticus (Chinese sucker)
Lineage: Eukaryota; Metazoa; Chordata; Actinopteri; Cypriniformes; Catostomidae
Product: BET1-like protein
Exons: 4
Coding region: 124-456 (110 amino acids)
Biological process (GO): regulation of retrograde vesicle-mediated transport, Golgi to ER; retrograde transport, endosome to Golgi
Cellular component (GO): Golgi trans cisterna; SNARE complex
Molecular function (GO): SNAP receptor activity
Source: RefSeq, a predicted model, not a curated record